Lathyrus sativus (Indian pea) is the source of this 1269-nucleotide messenger RNA. Lineage: Eukaryota; Viridiplantae; Streptophyta; Magnoliopsida; Fabales; Fabaceae. The record is from the annotation of a GenBank genome assembly.
AUGAAGACAAACACUAUUACAUUGAUCAUUUCCAUUGCUUUUUUGAUCAUGUAUUCUAGUUUUGAAAAGUGUAGUGCCACAAGAAUCAACCAAUGGAGAAAACUCAAAGCCGCCUCUUCUACUUUUAAUGUGUUAGAUUUUGGAGCUAAAGGCGAUGGUCGCGCUGACGACACAAAGGCUUUUGAAAAUGCAUGGGCAGCUGCUUGUAAGAUUGAGGCUUCAACAAUGAUUGUUCCAUCUGGUUCUGUUUUUCUUGUAAAACCAAUUUCAUUCUCUGGCCCUAAUUGCCAGCCAAACAUUAUUUUUCAGUUAGAUGGAAAAAUCAUUGCUCCUACAAGCUCUUCAGCUUGGGGCUCAGGUACCUUGCAAUGGCUUGAAUUCACUAAGCUAAACAAAAUUACAAUCAAAGGUAAAGGUGUCAUUGAUGGUCAAGGCUCUGUUUGGUGGAAUGGCAAUGGGAAUCUUCCGAAAACCAAACCAACUGCACUAAGAUUCUAUGGAAGUGACGGUGUAACAGUUACUGGAAUAACAAUUCAGAACAGUCAACAAACUCAUCUCAAAUUUGAUUCAUGCACAAACGUUCAAGUUUUUGAUAUAACAGUUUCGUCACCCGGUGAUAGUCCUAACACGGAUGGAAUUCACCUACAAAAUUCUAGAGAUGUUGUCAUCUAUAGCAGCACACUUGCUUGUGGUGAUGAUUGUGUGUCGGUACAAACUGGAUGUUCUAACAUAUUGGUGCAUAAUGUGAAUUGUGGACCUGGUCAUGGAUUUAGCAUUGGAAGUCUUGGAAAAGAAAACACAAAAGCUUGUGUUUCAAAUGUCACGGUUCGCGAUGUUACUAUCCAAAACACUUUGACCGGUGUCAGAAUCAAAACAUGGCAGGGAGGUUCUGGUUCUGUCCAAAACAUCAUGUUCUCAAACAUUCAAGUUUCAGAAGUUCAAACUCCAAUAACAAUUGAUCAAUACUAUUGUGAUGGUGGAAGGUGUCAUAAUGAAACAUCAGCAGUUGCAGUAUCAAGCAUACAUUAUGUGAAUGUAAAAGGAACAUACAUUAAAGAGCCUAUUCAUUUUGCAUGUAGUGAUAGUUUACCUUGUAAGGGUAUAACACUUGAUACUAUAAAGCUAGAAUCAAGCAAAAGCUCAAAUGUUCCUUUUUGUUGGGAAGCAUAUGGUGAGUUGAAAACUCAAAUUGUCCCUCCUCUUGACUGUCUUCAAAGAGGCAAUCCAUCAAAAGGUGGAAUCAUUUCGAGCGAAGAUAGUUCGUGUUAA